This is a messenger RNA of Ramularia collo-cygni, 2877 nucleotides long. Its product is annotated as related to PRM10 Pheromone-regulated protein. Gene Ontology annotation, biological process: transmembrane transport. The record is from RefSeq and is a predicted model, not a curated record. The coding region runs from base 1 to 2877 and encodes 958 amino acids. Gene Ontology annotation, molecular function: transmembrane transporter activity. The transcript is spliced from 3 exons. Lineage: Eukaryota; Fungi; Ascomycota; Dothideomycetes; Mycosphaerellales; Mycosphaerellaceae.
AUGUCUACGCCUGUCAUUACUCCGGCCGAAGAGUAUGCGAACCCGUUCACCGAUGCGCAAGUCCAGGAUUCGCCAAAGUACACCCCCGGAAGCAGUUCCGUUUUGACCAGUGCCGAAGGAGGUGGGACCCCCACGAACAAAGCCGAUGGCGCCAAGGGCAAGAAGCGUGUGGGUUUUCGAGGAGGCGAUGAGACUGGCGAUUCAGUUAGCCGGAGGGCGAGCUGGGUAGAUGGCCCGGUCGAUGGAGUGCAAUCACCACUCAGUGGCUCUGGUAGUCCUGGAGCUAGUGGCGAUACCAGCCCAUUCUCAACAAAGCCGCACUCGAGGAAGUCCAGCAAGGACAUGCUGCUGCCGCAACUUCCAGCUGCGGCAAUGAAAUCACAUUUACCAGAGCUGUCGCCACAGCAGACGGAGGAGAUUCACCGGGCCUUCAAUGUUAACAAUUUGCAAUUGCCUCGACCACGUCCUGCCAUUCGGCUGAAUGCUCCCACCGUCAAAGGGAACGAUGUUGAUGUGGAACUGAUCGACGAAGGACCGGAUGCUGAUGGACAACGAGCUGUUCGAAAAAAGCGUGCCUUGGAAGCGUUUGAGCGUGGCAAACGUUUGGAGCAAGACCAGCGUACAAAUUCAGAGCCCAGCUCAAGACGUGGCUCGAUGAAGGCGAAGAAGCCACCAGUGAUAUCACGAUCAGGUGACAUUCCUCUGCAGGAUCUUCUGGACGACAUAUCGGAUAAUACUGAUGAUGAGAACGAUGUACUGCAGCCUAAGGAAAUGAAGCCGCGAUCCGUACAUCAGGAAGCUUACAGUCUAGUACGGCGACAUACAGAGGCCCGAGUCGGUGGAGGCUCGCGUGUUGAUCCCGAGAUCGAGUCGUAUUCCGGCCUUCGCUCUGGUCAUGUAACUCCAACUGAGGAGAUUGAGUUUUUUGAGGAUUACAAACCCCGACCAAAGCAGUAUCGUGGCGGGAUUCUGGGAUCCCUCCUCAAGCUCUAUGGGGAGCAACAUCCAUCUGCUAGCAUGGGCAACAACCCCCCUGAGAUCCCCAAGGCGCACAUGAGGGGCGAUUAUAGCACAGCGUCCACUCCGCAGCAUUCACCUCCCGAAUCUGGAACUGCAACCCCAAACGGUCGGCAUUGGUAUUCUCCCUACCGGCAUCAUAAGAGCUCCCAAUCCUCGUCCUCGCUUGCUCAGCUCGUGGGAUCAUCAGCAAGCUUUGGUUCUCCAGCUGUGUCCGGGCUGGGUGAGCAAGUCAGCCAGAGACUCAAGGAGCAACAAGAGGCGAACAAACGACCCGGACUUGGCAAGCGAACACGCAGCGGUGGUGCCAUCGCGGCUAUCAAUCGAUUGAGCCGAGCCAAGUUCGACGAGCAGAUCAGGAUCACCAAGCACAUCGGCGAGAGCAUUGCUCGACAGAAGUAUUUGACUAAGAUCUGUAGGGCGUUGAUGCAGUACGGCGCGCCGACACAUCGCUUGGAAGAAUACAUGAGAAUGAGUGCUCGAGUGCUUGAGACUGACGCGCAGUUUCUCUACAUACCCGGUGCCAUGAUCAUAUCGUUUGAGGAUAGGGAGACUCAUACCAGUGAAGUGAAGUUGGUGAAAGUUGCACAGGGAUUGGACCUUGGAAAGUUGCGGGACGUGCACGAAGUCUACAAAGAAGUGGUCCACGAUCGACUAGGUGUUGAUGAUGCCAUUGCACGUCUGAAAGAAAUCACCAACCGCAAGGCCAAGCACAGCCGACUGUGGAGAGUACCCGUUUACGGAAUGGCAGCACUGUGCGUCGGACCUUUUGCUUUUCAGAGCAGAUUCGUGGAUCUGCCCAUCGCCUUCCUCCUUGGAAGCAUUCUUGGCGUCUUGCAGCUGUACGUUGCACCGACUUCCGACCUCUACGCCAACRUCUUCGAGAUCGCUGCUACCGUCAUCACCUCGUUCUUGGCCCGAGCGUUUGGCAGCAUUCGAGGCGGGCAGCUUUUCUGCUUCUCUGCAUUGGCACAAUCAUCCAUUGCGCUCAUCCUCCCCGGCUACAUUGUGCUGUGCGCUUCCCUGGAGCUCCAAUCGAGAUCUAUUGUUGCCGGGAGCAUCCGAAUGGUCUAUGCGAUAAUAUACUCGCUAUUCCUGGGGUUCGGUAUUACAAUAGGCACUGCCAUCUAUGGAAUGAUCGAUGAAAAUGCCACGUCGGACACAGUUUGCACCACACCGAACCCCAUUCCCGGUUACUGGUUCUUCUUUUUCGUUCCAGGCUUCACCAUGUGUCUGAUUAUCAUCAACCAAGCCAAGUGGAAACAAGCCCCGGUCAUGAUGUUUAUCGCAAUGGCGGGCUACCUGGUGAAUUACUUCUCGUCGAGAAGAUUUAGCAAUAACUCACAAGUCGCCAACACACUGGGUGCGCUCUCGAUUGGCGUCAUGGCAAAUCUGUACAGCCGUGUUGGAGGCCGAUGUGAGAACUUCUGCCUGGACCUGUGGGAAGACAGAUUACGACCUCAAUGGAGAAGCUUUCGUAAGCGUGUCUUCCACCUCGAGAACCGAAACCGUACUCCCAAAUCCAUGGAGGAGGGCAGCGCGGGAGACACCGAAUCCAUUUACGUCCGCCAGACUAGACGAGUUGGAUACAGUUUGGCAGCAGCAGCCAUGCUACCGGCCAUUUUUGUGCAGGUUCCUAGUGGUCUUGCCGUGAAUGGUAGCCUCAUUUCUGGAAUCGCCUCUGCGGACCAGAUUACCAGGAACACUUCUACUUUCAAUUCCUAUGGACCAGACAGUACUGCUUUGUCGGUGAGCUACUCUGUUGUUCAGGUGGCCAUUGGUAUUACCGUUGGGUUGUUCUUGAGCGCUAUUGUCGUUUAUCCCUUUGGAAAGCGGCGGUCUGGGUUGUUCAGCUUUUAA